GCUUACACUGUCAGUGGCCCUUAUAUACCCAACACAAACACCAGAACCCUUCCUACUGUAGUUAAGUUUGAAGAUGUCUCAUGGGAGUGGCUUCAGUGGCACUGGCAAGCUCAGGCAGUUCAUGUGCAUAGAAUAUCCAGGACUCGUGGAGAAUGUUGAUAAGAUGAUCGAAACAUUGGGCGGAAUUCAAAAAAUAUCAGAGGUGUAUUGCGAGGAUAAUCGUAGAAUGGAACUGCGUUUUCGUCCAAACGACGUGUACUGCAAACCUACAUGUAGUGAGCGGCAUAACUCCACUGCUCUGCUGCUGCGAGUUGUACGAAAGAGGAAGAAGAAAAAAAUUGUAGAACAGAAAGUUGAUGGUGACCCCUUGGAUGUGUCAGAGGAAAUGGCUGCAAAGAGAAGGGAGGAGUCAACAAGCAUCAAAACAGACUUGAUUGGGGUUGUCCAUACUACAUAUAAAUUUAAUAGUCUGUGUGACUUUCAGUACGUUCCCUUGGUUAGCAUGGAAGAAGGGCAGCCACUAAUGUGUGUUUAUGACCAGCUUGUUCCAAGAGGGAUGGAGAAAGCUGAUUGGUUGAACCAACCAGCACCAUUGUACCUGCCUCCAGCUGCCUUCACUCGUAUGGACACCCCACAGGAUUAUCGUUACAGAAGAGAAGGAAACACUGAGAGCAAAUCAAAGAUACCCCAAAACAUUAUUUCUCGUACCCGUCAGAGAAGAACGCAUUUUGCUCUCUUCCAUUCGUUUAAGGAUGAAGAAGUACCGAGGAAUCCACUGCCAGGAGCCAUGUCACAGAUUCGUGUGAAAUUCAUGGACAGUGCUCUCUACCAGGGCCUCAGGAAUGAGUUUGAAAAGCGUCCUAUAUGGUCAAAAAAUGCUCUUAGAGUUAGACUGGACUAUACUAAGGAUAAACUUAAGUAUCUACUACCUACUUUGUCCUACUACUUCCACACUGGUCCUUGGAGAAACUUAUGGGUCAUGUUUGGUUACGACCCUCGUAAAGAUCCCAAUGCCUGGAUCUACCAGACCUUCGAUUACCGCAUCAGACAGGCUGGUGGUGUGAAAACAAAGGUGGAAGCAAAACGUAGUUACUCCAACUACGUCUUGCCUUACAAGAGCACCAAUGCAUCAAAGAGAAAAACUUCUGUCAUCCAGUCACUUCACUUUGGUGAGACAGGUGAAGAUGGUAAUGAAGAAGCAACUGGUGUAGACAAGAACUUGGAAGAACUGUACAUCUUUCGACCAGGGAUGAUUCCACCUUACCGACAGAUGUUUUAUCAGUACUGUGACAUCCAAGUACCUGAAAUUCAAAAACUCCUGGAGGAGUCUAUAUUGAGUGGAGCCAACAAAGUUUGUUCAGAGAAAUUUGGUUGGCUACCUGCAGGCGUUGAGGCAAAAUGUCGAGACAUCAUGUCGCAUCUCAUUGAGAAAACUAUUGCUGAAAGAACAGCACAAGGCCAGGGACUUGAUGAAGAGGAGUUGCGGUCCAACUCUGAUACAGACUCUCCCACAGAGGGCAACUCCACUGAGGAAGAAACUGGGGAGUAGAUGGCCAGAGAUUUUUUUAUUUUUCUGCUGUGUGUUGUGCAGUUUUUUGUAUCCAGUGAGUAUAUUUCACUUAAUAAACAGAUUUCUGAUGAACCUUU
This is a messenger RNA of Cherax quadricarinatus, 1647 nucleotides long. RefSeq names its product general transcription factor IIIC subunit l(2)37Cd (gene l(2)37Cd). Lineage: Eukaryota; Metazoa; Arthropoda; Malacostraca; Decapoda; Parastacidae. The record is from RefSeq and is a predicted model, not a curated record. Gene Ontology annotation, cellular component: transcription factor TFIIIC complex. Gene Ontology annotation, molecular function: RNA polymerase III type 1 promoter sequence-specific DNA binding; RNA polymerase III type 2 promoter sequence-specific DNA binding. Gene Ontology annotation, biological process: transcription initiation at RNA polymerase III promoter.